Molecule: messenger RNA, 5110 nt
Organism: Maylandia zebra (zebra mbuna)
Lineage: Eukaryota; Metazoa; Chordata; Actinopteri; Cichliformes; Cichlidae
Gene: klc2
Product: kinesin light chain 2
Biological process (GO): microtubule-based movement
Cellular component (GO): kinesin complex; cytoplasm
Molecular function (GO): kinesin binding
Source: RefSeq, a predicted model, not a curated record
UCUCUGGGAACUCAGCCAUUUCGUUUUCUCUGUCAAAUUUUGAAGCACAUCCACAAAAUAAUCAGUUUUAUGCCGAAUAAAGGUUCAGUCGCUUAUACUGUGAACACCGAGGUUAAAGUUAAAAACACAGCUAAAUAUUAGCUGUGUCCACCCCGUCAUCUACUGUCAAGUGACAGCUGGUGUGUGUGAAACCUGGCAAUGUCCACCAUGGUGUAUCCACGUGAAGAAGCCCUGGAGCGACUGAGCCAGGAUGAGAUCGUCCUUAACACUAAGACCGUCAUGCAGGGUCUGGAGACGCUACGUGGCGAGCACGCCCAGCUCCUAAACUCUCUGCUGGACUGCACCCAGCCACCUGUUGCACAAGAGAAGUCGGGGCUGCUGCGCAAGAGUCUGGAAGCCAUUGAGCUGGGUCUGGGAGAGGCACAGGUGAUCAUCGCCCUGUCCAGCCACCUGAGCGCCGUGGAGUCGGAGAAGCAGAAGCUGCGCGCUCAGGUGCGCCGCCUCUGCCAGGAGAACCAGUGGCUGCGGGACGAGUUGGCUGGAACGCAGCACAAGCUGCAGCGCAGCGAGCAGAGCGUCGCCCAGCUGGAGGAGGAGAAGAAGCACCUGGAGUUCAUGAACCAGAUCAAGAAGUUCGACGACGACGUGUCGCCCUCCGAGGAGAAGAACCAGAGCUCGGGCGGCAGCACAGGCGGAGACGCUUCAAAGGAUAACCUGGAUGACUUAUUCCCUAAUGAUGAUGACCAGGGACCAGCCCAGCCCAGUGGAGAGGUGGCAGCCCAGCAGGGAGGCUACGAGAUCCCGGCGCGCCUCAGGACGCUGCACAACCUGGUGAUCCAGUACGCCUCUCAGGGGAGGUACGAGGUGGCUGUGCCGCUGUGCAAGCAAGCCCUGGAGGACCUGGAGAAGACAUCUGGGCAUGACCAUCCAGACGUCGCCACUAUGCUCAACAUUCUGGCUCUGGUGUACAGGGACCAGAACAAAUACAAAGAAGCCGCUCAUCUUCUGAAUGACGCUUUAGCCAUCAGGGAGAAGACACUGGGGAAGGACCACCCAGCUGUGGCUGCAACCCUCAACAAUCUCGCUGUAUUAUAUGGCAAGAGGGGCAAAUACAAGGAGGCUGAGCCUCUCUGCAAGAGAGCACUGGAGAUCAGAGAGAAGGUGCUGGGGAAGUACCAUCCAGACGUGGCUAAGCAGCUGAACAACCUGGCCCUACUGUGUCAGAACCAGGGCAAGUACGACGAGGUGGAGUACUACUACGGACGAGCCCUGGAGAUCUACGAAUCCAAGCUCGGAGCUGAUGACCCCAAUGUGGCCAAAACCAAAAAUAACCUGGCCACAUGCUACCUGAAGCAGGGGAAAUUUGCAGACGCUGAAGCUCUGUACAAAGAGAUUUUGACCAGGGCGCACGAGAAGGAGUUUGGCUCUGUCAACAAUGAUAAUAAACCAAUCUGGAUGCACGCUGAGGAAAGAGAAGAGAGCAAGGGCAAACGCAAGGACUCAGGCCCAUAUGUAGAGUAUGGGAGCUGGUACAAGGCCUGCAAGGUGGACAGCCCAACAGUGAACACAACCCUCAAAAGCUUGGGAGCUUUGUACCGUCGCCAGGGCAAACUGGAGGCCGCAGAAACACUGGAGGAGUGCGCCAGCAAGUCACGCAAACAGGGUAUUGAUGCCAUUAACCAGAGUAAGGUGGUGGAGCUGCUGAAGGACGGAGGCUCUGGGAGCGACAGACGACACAGCAGGGAGGGAACGAACGGACCUGGUGGACAGAGAGGGGAGAACGAGGGCGACGACUCGGCUGAGUGGAACGGGGAUGGUAACGGGUCUCUGCGCCGCAGCGGCUCCUUCGGUAAGAUUCGUGAUGCUCUGAGAAGGAGCAGCGAAAUGCUGGUGAAGAAGCUGCAGGGCAGCGGUCCUCAAGAACCCCGCAACCCAGGAAUGAAGAGAGCCAGCUCCCUUAACUUCCUCAAUAAGAGCACCGAGGAAACCACACAGGAUGUCAACUCUGGACUCUCAGACAGCAGGGGGCUAAGCGCCAGCAACGUAGACCUAUCCAGACGCAGCUCCCUGCUCGGCUAGACCGGAGACGGGAGGCAGAAGCGGCCCGAGGAGGAGAGGCUGUUUGCAGCUCGGUUUGGUCCAACUACACACUUAAAGCUCAACGCCAGAUCAAACACUUUGCGCCUGCAGCAUAUUUUUUUAAAGAACACUGGGGAGGAGGGAAAGCAUUAGCUCCACACUCGAGGUCGUCCUCUGAGACGCCGCUGAUUCGCUGUAUAAAACGCUGCCAUCGAUCAGAAAAGAGAAUAUUUAGAUACACAUUUACGAGCAUGCUGCUUACUAGUUCGUGGAACGUCUGCACCUGAACGCCUCGUGUUUUUUCUGGGGGUUUUUUGGGGUUUUUUCCACUCACAGCACCGUAGCAGAGCAUCGUGCGUUAUGACAGGUCGGUUCCUUCAGUCCAGAUCUCUUAUGUGCAGAAACUCAACCUUAGGUGGGCUAAUUAUAAUCCAGGUCCAGUCCAGUUUCACCAGUAGCAUGAAGUAGACACAGACACUAACCAUCCACCUGAAGCAUAUUGCAGAUGGUAAAAACGGUACUACCUGAAAGAUAGAGCAGAGGUGUAACAAGAGGAUACAAGCAUCAUUAGCACUAACCAUUUCAACCUCACUUUAUGCCUUUUUUAUGUAAAUACAGAUUUAAAUUAUUUGGUAUUUGAUUCUGUGUGUAUAGUGCACUGAUUUAUUUCUUUGUUUGUUUGUUUACACUUUAUUUCUGGUAAAGAGGGUCUCAUUUAGAAGUAAAACACUACCUGUAUGAAGGGCGGAGACUGGAGAUGAAGGAAAAGAAUGGAGUGAUGUGAAGGUGAAAGGUUAAUGGGCAUUGGUUGAUUGUAUCCGUGACACUAAAUGUUGAUAAAUGUAUUACCUCAACUGUUCAUGUCCGAUACCAAGUCGUCAAAGUUUCACUAUAAUCGUGUGCUUUAAAUGUGACAGUACUGUAUUUCUAGCAACAAUCUUGCGAUCUACUGAGCAUACUUUGAUGGGAAAGGUUAUUCAUUUCCACUGGAUUGGGUUGUGACAGCGUUUGGGGGCAGAAACUGCAGUUUUUCAUGAGUCAAAAGACAGAAAACGGGACAGAAAAUUCAUUUGAGGAAAGAUUUUUUUUUUUUUUUUUUUUUUUAAUUUUUGGGGGUUCACAUCCUCUAAAAUGAUGCCGUUGCGUUCCUAGUGACUUAAUUUAAAGUCACGUUAAAAGAGCUUUUAGGGGUCGUGCGUAAUCCAGGACAUACUGUUUCAUGUCCCAUGUCCUAUUUUGCACUGCAGGUUUAGGAAAAGAUCAUGUUUUAUGUUAAAAUUCUGCCUUUCAUAGCAUUUCUGUUGGGGAAAAAAAGUCCUUUACAGGAGUCCAUGUGCGAUGAGUUGACUCUAAAACGGCAGUAUUUGACUCCUCGGUGUCCCUGAAGCCUCAACAGGGAGUUUAAUCAAAGUUUGUUUUGGUACCUUUUACCUGAGCUUCAUGCGACUAAAUAAUAAAGAAAAUUUGAUGUUUAAAAAUAAUGUGUUUACAAUCAUUACAGCAGGAUAUUGAAGUGAAAGUGUCUUUUAAAGCUGUGGGUAACCCUCUUAAUUAUUUGAUCAGAGCUGAUGCAGCCCAUCAGCUGAUGUGUUUACUGUCAUUCCUCUUGUGAGUUUGUUGUAGUUUUUUCUGUAUUUACUGUUGUUGAAUGUGCAUCAUUUUGUGCAAAUCAGUCCUUAUUGUUACAUUUCUUUAUUUCUUUUUUUUUUCUCCUGGGUGGAUCAGUCAUCAGUCGUAAUCAAACCCUCGCAGGGAGCUGGCUGAUGGUGGUCCGUCCUCGCUGACUUUUUUUGUUGUUCUGAAGCGAUUUUUUUGUUUUGGCUCUGAGCUUUUAUGUCGACGGUACAAACAGCUGGUUAUUUGAAUGUUGAUUUUUAAUGUUGAUUGUGCGGGGUCUGGUGGAUUGUUGUUGUUUGCAAGCCAGGACGCUACUAUCAGGAGAACUAUCCGCCGAAUGUACUUCUUAUCACGUUAAAGCAAAAUUAGGGUCAGCAAGUGAUGUUACACCCUCAAGUUUUUCCUUGACUUGACUUCAUGACGAGAAAGUAAACGAAAAGGUGAAUGUGAGUUCUAAAAAGGUGAAGGCAGGUUCGUGUGAGGCUGUUUUGCCAUCGCCACGCAGCUACGGAAACCGAAGGCACGCUUUUUUUCUUUUUAAUUUUUAAUUAGCCUUCGAUCUCUGAGUGGCGCUAAGUUUAUCCUGUCUGCUUCAGAACGUGCGUGAUGGUUUAAUGAACGGAGGAAAGGAGGCGUACCGAAAGUGCAGGACGGAGUUAAAAAGAAGUGAGUGGAAGAGCUUUGGAAAGACGCUGGAAAAACAUAAAGUGCUUUAAGUGUUGUUCACAGCAAAUAAUGUACAGAGUUAUACAUGUAUGACCUUUAUAUACGCGUUUACUGUUUGUCACUUAUUCACUCAUAAGAAUGAUGGAAGAUUCCUAUAACCAUACACACAAUCUCAACACUGUCUAACUGUAUGUGUGUGUUUAUGUGUAUAUACAUAUAUAUUUAAAAAUCAAAUGGUGAAACACUAGUUUGUAGCUGAAGAUCCAGUAAAGAUCAGUGCUUCUUUCCAGUACACACCAUCAUAUCAAUACUUACCAGUACUGUAAGGUAUUAAUCAUUCACUUCUACACCCUGGGUCGGUGCAGUGUAAUAACUGGGAUUUCAGGAGAUGCAGACUCCUUAAACAUGUCACCGCUAAUGCACUAUUUUCUCAUGUGGGAGAACAAAACUGCUACGGCUGUAAAUAUUAAUUUGUGGUCAAUGCAGCAGCAACAAUUUGAUCCAAAGCUUAAAAGAGAAAUCUUGAUUUCUGUGUGCUGUCUGUCCAAAUGUGUAUGGAGAUCAGUGCAUGUACUCAGAGCCACUGAUGGUGAUGUACGUACGCAGGCCUUCUCUCUUUUUUUUUUGUUAUUUUUCUUUGUUUUUAUUUUGUUGCUGAUGAUUUCAUGCAUCUUAUUAUGACGGGGCCAACCUAAUGUGUAUUUUAAUCAAAGGUUCAAUAAAUGCAAAUUCCACUUUUCAAACCAAA